Molecule: messenger RNA, 981 nt
Organism: Symbiodinium natans
Lineage: Eukaryota; Dinophyceae; Suessiales; Symbiodiniaceae
Source: the annotation of a GenBank genome assembly
AUGACUGAAAACAUCCGGAUCAAUGUUGAGUAUCACAGCGUUCCAGAUGGUGGAGCGACCAUGGCUUAUCAGUUCAUUCCGUGGGCGGCCGCGUCAGUGAUGUCGAUCAACCAAAUCUUGGCGCCCUUUACAGUUGAUGAGAUCGAGGAAAUCGUCAUCAAUGGAACCCGUGUCCGGCACGAUGUGGAUUUCGAUGGCAGGCGAACCUUUGUCAGACAAUUCGCGUUGAUCCCGAUAAACUAUGAUGUUCAUAUCUACCUUGACGUUUAUGUGGCAGAUGAGCGGAACGUUGACGAAGACGACGAUGACGACGAUGAUGAAGGGAACAUCGGAGAAGUUUAUCGCGGAUAUGCUAUGCAGAUCUUCGUGAAGACCAUGACGGGCGAGACCAUCGCUAUGGAUGUGGAAGCAUCAGACACCAUCGACAACGUGAAGACCAAGAUCGAGGAAAAAUAUGGCAUCCAACGCGACGUUCAGACGUGGAAGGUUCAAUCUGAUACUAUGGAUGCAUCUGGUGAUUUAUUGGACGUCCUGCUUCGCAACGACAGCGAGGGCGAGACUGAUAUGGAGGAGGCGAUCAUGAUCCGCUGGGGCGCCGUGGUCGCUGGUUCGUUCUGGUAUGGCGACAUGGCUAACGAUGCAGACCAUUGUGAGCAAUGGACGGGGAGGACAUACAGCGAUGGGCAGACGGCACAGAUGGGGUCGAGCGUCAGCCCUGUGAUGUCAUAUCCUGCUCUUCUGUUGUUCCUUCCUUCAAAUUUGUUUUUCUGGUUAAACGGGUUCGUGGGCGUUCAUUUUGUGGUGGUUGCGGUGGUUGUGGCGGUGGCGCGUUUCCGCUUGAACUUGACGAACCGCCUUCUUGAAAAUUUGGCUGUGGUGGUGGCGGUGUUUUCGGUGAUGGUCUGGGUCUUGCUUUUGUUCUCGGCUCUGUUGGUCGCUGUGGUAUUGGACGUGGUAUUGGUGGUAAUUCUGCUAGCGUAG